Molecule: messenger RNA, 2122 nt
Organism: Peromyscus leucopus (white-footed mouse)
Lineage: Eukaryota; Metazoa; Chordata; Mammalia; Rodentia; Cricetidae
Product: complement factor H-like
Exons: 11
Coding region: 680-2122 (480 amino acids)
Source: RefSeq, a predicted model, not a curated record
UCUAUUUUAUUUUGCAUUAGAGUCUUGUGAUAGGCCUAUAUUUGAGAAUGCUGGAACUAAAAAUAAUAGCACGUGGUUUAAACUCAAUGAUGAAAUAGACUACGAAUGCCAUAUUGGAUAUGAUAACAAAUAUAAACAUACCAAGGGCUCCAUAACAUGUACAUAUGAUGGAUGGUCUGACAUACCUUCAUGUUAUGAAAGAGAAUGCAACAUCCCCUUACUAUCACCACACUUAUUCGUCAAUCCCAGGAAUGACAAAUAUAAAGUUGGAGAUUUGUUAAAAUUUUCUUGCCAACAAGGACACAGAGUUGGACCAGAUUCAGUGCAAUGCUACCACUUUGGAUGGUCUCCUAGUUUCCCAAUAUGUAAAGUAGGUCAAGUAGAAUCAUGUGACCAACCUCCUGAACUCCUCAAUGGGGAAGUUAAGGGGACAAAGAAAGAAGAAUACAGCCAUGAUGACGUGGUGGAAUAUGUUUGCAAUCCUAGAUAUCUACUGAAGGGACCCAAUAAAAUCCAGUGCGUUGAUGGGAAGUGGACAACCUUGCCGAUAUGUGUUGCUAUAGAGGAGAAGAGAACAUGUGGAGACAUACCUGAACUUGAGCAUGGCUCUGUACACUUUUCUAUUCCUCCCUACAAUCAUGGAGAUUCAGUGGAGUUCACCUGCUUGGAAACAUUCACAAUGAUUGGAAGCGGGUCAGUUUCAUGCAUUAGUGGAAGGUGGACCCAGCUUCCACAAUGUGUUGCAACAGAUCAACUGGAGAAGUGUAAAGCACCAAAGGUAACUGGUGUGGACAGAAUUCAACCCAAUAAGAAAGAAUUUCAUCAUAAUGUUAGCAUGGGUUACAAAUGUAGAGGAAAGAAGGAGUAUAAACACUCAACCUGCAUCAAUGGAAGGUGGGAUCCUGAGCCAACCUGUAGAGAGGAAGAAUCCUGCCCUCCUCCACCACAGAUUCCAAAUGCCCAAGUGAUGCAAACCACAGUGAAAUACCAGGAUGGAGAAAAAGUAUCUGUUCUUUGUCAAGACAAUUAUGUAAUACAGGACACAGAAGAAAUGGUGUGCAGAGAUGGAAGGUGGCAGUCAUUACCAUGCUGCAUUGUGAAAAUUCCAUGUUCCCAGCCCCCUGAGAUAGACCACGGAUCUAUUAAAUUACCUAGAGUGUCAGAAGAAAGGAGAGACAGAGUGGAGUCCAGAAUUCAUGAACACGGCACUACACUCAGCUAUGUUUGUGAGGAUGGUUUUAUAAUGGCUGAGGAACACGGGGCAACCUGCAACAUGGGAAAGUGGAGUGCUCCACCUCGUUGUGUUGGACUUCCUUGUGGACCUCCACCUUCAAUCCAUCAUGGUAUUGUGUCUCAUGAACUAGACAGUUACCAACAUGGAGAAGAGGUGACAUACAAUUGUGCUGAAGGCUUUGGAAUUGAUGGACCAGCAUUGAUUAAAUGUUUAGGAGGAAAGUGGUCCCAGCCACCCACUUGCAUGGUAACAGAUUGUGACAAUUUGCCCAGGUUUGAAAAUGCCAUACCCCAAGAAGAGGAAAAAUAUUCAUAUAGGUCAGGUGAACAAGUGACAUUCACAUGUGCACCUUCUUAUCAUAUGAAUGGAUCCAACACUGUGACAUGUGUUAAUCGCGAGUGGAUUGGAGAGGUGGUAUGCAAAGAUUCAACAGGGAAAUGUGGGCCUCCUCCACCUAUUGACAAUGGAGACAUCACCUCCUUCCCAUUGCCAGUAUACGCACCAUUAUCAUCAGUUGAAUAUCAGUGCCAGCCCUUGUACCAACUGCAGGGCAACAAGAAAAUAACAUGUAGAAAUGGAGAGUGGUCAGAGCCACCAAAAUGUUUACGUGCAUGUGUAAUACUAGAAGAAAUCAUGGAAAGACAUAACAUAACUUUAAGAUGGAAAGAAAGGCAAAAGCUAUAUUCUCUAUCAGGGGAUGAGGUUGAAUUCCAGUGUAAAUAUGGAUAUAAACAGAUAAAAACAUCACCUCCACUCCGUACAAUGUGCGUUGAUGGUCACAUCAAUUAUCCCAGUUGCUCAAAAUCACUUCUUGGUUUAGUGAUGAAUGAGUCUUUGUUUAGAAUGUGCAUGAAUAUUAAUAAUAUAGUUUCAAAAAUUUAUGUUUGA